AUGGAUUUCUCCAUUGGCACAUCUUCAGGCUCAUCACUGAUAGAGAACUCAGGCUCUGAAGAGGACUUGCAGGCAUUGACGAAGAGGAGGAGAACAAUAUCGGACCCCGAAUCGGCUCGACGGUCCAGGUUGAGGAAGAAGAAGCAUUUGGAAGAUCUGAUGUAUCAGAUUGGUGAGCUUAGCAACAGAUUGCAAUCUCCCAAUGAGAAUGUUGAUGCAAACAAUUGUGAAACUGCUUUUGAAAGAUUAUCUCUCAAUGAUAAUUAG
This is a messenger RNA of Tripterygium wilfordii, 267 nucleotides long. RefSeq names its product bZIP transcription factor 11-like. Gene Ontology annotation, molecular function: DNA-binding transcription factor activity. The transcript has a single exon. Bases 1 to 267 code for a protein of 88 amino acids. Gene Ontology annotation, biological process: regulation of DNA-templated transcription. Lineage: Eukaryota; Viridiplantae; Streptophyta; Magnoliopsida; Celastrales; Celastraceae. The record is from RefSeq and is a predicted model, not a curated record.